Molecule: messenger RNA, 3493 nt
Organism: Lepisosteus oculatus (spotted gar)
Lineage: Eukaryota; Metazoa; Chordata; Actinopteri; Semionotiformes; Lepisosteidae
Product: dnaJ homolog subfamily B member 6
Molecular function (GO): Hsp70 protein binding
Source: RefSeq, a predicted model, not a curated record
AGAGCUGCGCGGUGGACAGUCUGGCUGGUGUGGGCAUUGCGUUUUGGGAGCUGCAGUAGAUGUUAGAGUAUCCGUCUGAAACAAAUAAAUUUUGCUGCCAGAUUUAUGGAUAACAUUGUUGUGGUUCACUUUCACACCUAGCGGUGAGAAGACCAAGCGUAUUGUUCAACAGCCUCGCUGAAUAAGGUCAGCGCCGAUCAAGAAGGGUAUGAAGCAGCAUGAAAUACCGCACAUUGGAAAGGGCGCUGAGCUGCCAAGGCGAUAUAAAUAGCUAAAAGCAGGAGACAACUCAGUUCUGGGUGGACUUAGUUGCUGAUCGCUUUAGAAUUUUUUCUUCCGAGUUCACUCUGGGCUGCACACUUCCAGAAGCAAAAGGAAAAAGUUGUGAUGUCUCGGCUUUAUAUUAAAGCUAUAUCAUCACCCUGCAAUUCGCAACUGGCAACCCACUGAAGCUCAGCUGGUGUGAGCCUGUUUAAAACAAAGGCUUUACGGAAAGAUGGUGGAAUAUUACCAGAUUUUAGGAGUGCAGAAAACUGCUUCUCAAGAGGAUAUCAAAAAAGCGUACAGAAAACUGGCCCUGAAGUGGCACCCUGAUAAGAACCCUGACAAUAAGGACGAAGCAGAAAGGAGGUUUAAAGAACUUUCAGAAGCAUAUGAAGUUCUGUCAGAUGCCAACAAGCGGAAUAUUUAUGAUCGCUAUGGCAAAGAAGGCUUAAGUGGGAACGGAGGAGGAGGGCACUAUCACAAUGGUGACAGCUUUGGAUUCACUUUCCGCAACCCAGAAGAUGUGUUUAGAGAAUUCUUCGGAGGACGAGAUCCUUUUGCUGACUUCUUCGACGAUCCCUUUGAGGACUUCUUCGGCAGCAGAAGGGGUCAGCGUGGGGUUAGCAGAAGUCGGCCAGGAGGUUCCUUCUUCCAUGGAUUUGGUGGCUUUCCUCCUUUUGGUGCUGGAUUCUCGGGAUUCGAUUCAGGUUUCACCUCCUUUGGGCAAAUGGGCGGCGGAGGAUUUGCUUCGUUCUCCUCCACCUCGUUCGGGGGCGGCGGCGGCAGCGUCAGCGGCGGGGGCAUGGGCAACUUCCGAUCGGUAUCCACCUCCACCAAGAUUGUCAACGGCAGGAAGGUCACCACAAAAAGAAUUGUAGAGAAUGGACAGGAGCGAGUAGAGAUUGAAGAAGACGGGCAGUUAAAAUCUCUAACUAUAAAUGGAGUGGCUAACGAGGAGGCACUGGAACAAGAACGCAGACGCCGGAGGCAAAACGCCCUGCCGGCCCAGGCCUCCGCGCCCGGCUACCUGAGAAACACCACCUCGGGCCACACAGAGGGGGAGGAAGGGCGGGGAGCUCAGGGCAUCGUCUCCGGAGCCGCCAGAGGCCACUUUGAUAACAAGAGGAAGAAGCUGCGACAAAAGGAAGAGUCAAGAAAGAAAAAGUCCUCAAGAUGGGCUCACCGGGAUGGAACACCAUUUUAAAAAUGUUGGACCCAGGCAGCGGCACCUGCAUGAGGGGAGGUUUAAAUAUAGAUUUAAGAGAAAAAAAGGGCCAUUUUCCUUUUAGGAUGACCCAUUUCUUCUUCCCUGGCUUUCAACUCUUCACUGCGCUUGUUAAUGUUAUUUUAUUUAAAAAUCCAAAUUGUUAAAUGUUACCAGAAAGUAAGACUAGACCUUUGUGCCAAAGUGUAUUUUGAACUGUUUUGUCAUUUUUUUGCAUCGAUUUAUAUAUAUUUUUUAUACCUGGGAUAAAAAGCCACCAAAAUAUAUUAACAAGUCGCCCAUAGCCAUUAGAGACCCAUGAGAUUUAUUUUAAUAAGAGACACAAUAAUAAACAUUGUUUAAACAUAUGCCAUGAAUAAAAACCUGGUAAUCCUGGAAGAAUUCUCCCAGUGGCUACACACCCUUAUGAAUCACUCUCAUCCAGUUCAGGAGACAUUUUGUAAGCACUUGUCAUACAGUUGCUACAGGGAUGUGGUUUUAUUAAUUUGUGAUGACCCUAAAUGCGGGCGCAGAAGUAGAUACCUUCUUUCGACAAUUACUGCAGUCUCAAGUGCACACAUAACUUAAGUGGCUCCUUUCUUGAUUGUCUUCAAACACAGGUUAUUUAACUAUGCUUAAGCUAGUUAUUUUUGUGUAUUUUCCAAAAGGAUUGUUUCUGUCAACUAGUUUUAGAGACAACAUCUAGACUGUUUGGAAGAGCUCAUUUGUUUCUUAAGUAGUUUCCAGUAGGGAUGGGUUCUAAUCAUUUUGGAUGUUUGUCUGUCUCUUUUUGUGACAAUUGCCAUGGCUUAAGAGUGUCUUGAACUGACAAAUGAUUGCUACUCCAGGUAGCAUUAAAGAUAGAAAGCUAGAGUAUAUUUGGCAGAACUGGCAAUGUGAGGGUUAGGGCUACUAUAAAUAAAGGCACCAUGGAAAUUUAAGUGCAUUGUUUAUUCAUUUCUAUCGCCUAUCAUGCAAAAUGACUUAGAAUUGCAGACUGUCUUUAAAGAAUAGAAAUUAUUUCUUGAGACUGCAAGUGUAACCUUUCAAAGGCAGUAGAGAGCCAACUGCAAAAGCACGCAAAUCACACCCCUGUCACAAGGGAAGGACAUCGAUGAAAGUAAAGGCAGGUAAAAUAAAAGAGGAGUUUCAUAAAUAAUUAACCACUGAAUUGAGAAACCGAAGUGUCACUAAAAGAGCUGUCCCUUACCGUCAACAAAAGCUUCACAUAAAUAUUUUAAGACUAAUAUACUGUAUGUGGUUGAAGGACAUAAAUUGUGACCUGGUGCAAAGAGUGUAAAACGUUUCCUGGGAUGUGCCUUACUGCAUUGUUUUAAUUAGUUUUUUAGAAGAAGUGGAUUUAAAAAACAAAGACUGCAUCCGCAUUAUUUUUUAAUCCAUUUCAAUUUUUUUGGGAGCACAGACAUACACUAAUAAGAUCUCCAUAAAGCGGUGAGAUCACGGCGGAGAGUCAAGAGCCCUUCACUUACAAAACACAUUUAAAUUCUGAAAGUUUCCUUAUCAUGACUGUCACUGAAGUUGAGAGCGUUUGGAUAUUACCAAAUUAGUUUUCUGAGCAAACAUGCACUAAGCAGACAAAGGUACUGUGUGUGUUGAAGUGUAUUGAUUUUCUACGCUGAAUACAAGAUGACUUUGAUUGCACUCAAGAGAAUUAUAUUGGGACUGUGUGGCACAUUUCUAGACACUUUGGGCAAAAUUACAAUCUUUCCUUCCUUUCUGUUUUUAAUAUUCAUUAAUUACUGCAUGAGUACCAGCUUUAUUUCCUCUCAUAAGGUUUGUUUAUUUAAACCUUUUAAACCUACGCUACCUAGUACAGCCUUCAGCGUCAAAUCACUAUUUUUCUUUUUCUUUCAAAGCCAGACAAAUGUGAUUAUAGUUGUUGUUUUGUGCAAGUGUGCUGUAUGUGUGCAGACAUGUGAAACUCUUUUGAAACUGCUUUUGUAGAGCAAUAGGAAUUUUUAUUUGUCUUUUCUAUGAACACAUCCCAAUAAAGCAGUAAUAAAA